UCCUCGUGCCUUUAAGAUAUUUUGUGUCGGCGGGCAGGGCCCGCCUUUAAGCGCCGCGCUGGAGCUUCGGCCACGUCACCGAGAGGGAGAGGCGCCGCAGCCGCGAGUUCGCUCCGGGUCCGGACAAGUUGGUCGGAGUGAGUCGGGAGCGAUGAACGUGUUCAGGCUGGCGGGAGACCUCUCCCAUCUCCUCGCCAUUCUCAUCCUGCUGGUGAAGAUGUGGAGCACCAAGUCCUGUGCUGGUAUCUCCGGGAAGAGUCAGGUUCUCUUUGCGCUGGUGUUUACGACCCGAUACUUGGAUUUAUUCACCUCAUUUAUCUCUGUCUACAACACCACCAUGAAGAUCAUAUUCCUGCUCAGUGCCUACAUAACCAUCUACCUGAUCUACAUAAAGUACAGUUCAACCUUUGACCGAGAAAAUGACACAUUCCGGGUGGAGUUUAUCCUGGUCCCUGUCGCUGGUCUCUCCUUUCUCGUGAACCAUGACUACGCUGCACUGGAGAUUUGUUGGACAUUCUCCAUUUACCUGGAAUCAGUUGCCAUACUGCCACAGCUCUUCAUGAUCACCAAAACUGGUGAAGCAGAGACUAUCACCACUCACUACUUGUUUUUUCUGGGAGUGUACCGGGCUCUAUAUCUUGCCAACUGGAUCUGGCGUUACCAGACAGAAGGGUUCUUUGAUCAGAUUGCAGUGGUGUCUGGUGUUGUCCAAACCAUCUUUUACUGUGACUUCUUCUACCUCUACAUCACUAAAGUGCUGAAAGGAAAGAACUUGGGCCUCCCCUUACCCGUCUGAAACCAGCACUAGGCACCACACCAGAGUGCGCAUGUACAACAAGUACAAGUGAAAGCUGGAAAUGGUUUUUAAUGAAAUGGAAUUUAAAUAUCAUAAGCAGAGAUGGCAACAGGAGUAUGUGGGUGCUCAUAAUGGCAUUCAUCUUCAACCAUGUAAUUAGCACAGCUGUCAACCUGCAAGCUUAAUCUGCAAAAUGGCCAAUUCUCUCUACCAAAGCCCCUCAACUAUCUCCUGACCUAUUUGAUUGCUUUUUGAGCCCAAAGCUCUAUUCCCACCUAACAAUUAAAGAUCUUUUUACUUUUAAUAGUCAAAGGUCCCUUCUGAUUAUGUGACCCAUGAUAUCUCUUGCUGACCAUUAUGCAGCAAAAGUCCAGUCUGAACACAGGGUGUUUAUAUUUUUUAAAAAGUGACCAUUUUUCUUGAAGUUAUACUUAUCCAUAGAGCAGCACACUCCUAUACCCCAACUUGGCACAAAAAGAAAGCCAGAAGGGAAAAUGAGCAUUUUAAAAAGCUGAAUUACACUUGGGAGAAAUUAAGAUAAUUUACACAGAACCACCACAGGUACAAUAGCAGGAACAUUUCAGCUCUCUGGUGUAUGUGACAUUUAAUGGACUAUUUAACUGUGUGGUCCUGUUUUGAAUAGCCCAAUUUAUUCCAGAUUACACUUCCCUCCCUUAUUUAGGGCCAGAAUGCUCACUCUAAUCAUAACCCAGGGAACAAUUUGCCUAGAUCACUUUUACCAAUUAUGCUUUAAUUUAAAAUAUUCAUUAACAACACUCACCAUGAAGGCAGCAGACGUUAUUCCUGGAGUACAGGGCAGGAUAACCCUCAAUGUGGGUGUUGCCUGGUCUGUGAUGAAUGCAGCUGUGGCUGGAGUCAGGUCUACUACAUGAAGUUUACAUGGUUCAAGUACAGCCAACUGUGAUCAGAGCAGAAGUCAGACAUCUCUUUGCCUUGUCCAUCAAAUGCUUAAUACUUUGUAUUUCUAUUAUAACUUUUGUAAAAGCACUAAUAUAACCAUCACUGUAUCUGCCCGAAA
Messenger RNA from Pristis pectinata (smalltooth sawfish), 1835 nucleotides. RefSeq names its product ER lumen protein-retaining receptor 3-like. Bases 152 to 796 code for a protein of 214 amino acids. Gene Ontology annotation, cellular component: endoplasmic reticulum; cis-Golgi network; membrane. The transcript has 5 exons. NCBI's taxonomy places the organism in Eukaryota, Metazoa, Chordata, Chondrichthyes, Rhinopristiformes, Pristidae. Gene Ontology annotation, biological process: protein retention in ER lumen; endoplasmic reticulum to Golgi vesicle-mediated transport. The record is from RefSeq and is a predicted model, not a curated record. Gene Ontology annotation, molecular function: ER lumen protein retrieval receptor activity.